Branchiostoma floridae (Florida lancelet) is the source of this 1187-nucleotide messenger RNA. RefSeq lists its product as uncharacterized. The record is from RefSeq and is a predicted model, not a curated record. The transcript has 7 exons. Bases 33 to 557 code for a protein of 174 amino acids. NCBI's taxonomy places the organism in Eukaryota, Metazoa, Chordata, Leptocardii, Amphioxiformes, Branchiostomatidae.
AAGUGCACCGUUGAAAAAAACAUACAGUGACCAUGGCUUGUUGUCGUCUUACUAAAUGCUGCUGCUGCAGUCUUCACAGCGGAUCCCUUAUUGUCGCGAUCAUCUAUUUGUUCCUAACAUUACUGGGAGGAGGAUUCUACGCUUGGGAACUGUACCAGAACAUUGACCAUGACCUUACCACUGUCAUCGCGUAUGAUAGCGCUGGCAUCGGUGUCAUGGGCCUGUCUGCCGCCAUCGCCAUUGUGUUGAUCGUCGGUGUGGCUAAGGAGAGGCGGGGCCUGUGUCUGGUGUGGAUCAUCUGGGCGUUCCUGCACCUGGCCAUAGAGAUCGGCCUGGGUGCUUAUGUGGGCGUGGUCUCGAUCGGCGGGGCCUUUGGACUGGCUGUUGCGGGAUCUGUCGUAUUGCUGACGGGAGUUUUCAUCCCGAUCAGCCUCAUCCCCGCCAUCAUCACCCUCGUCAUCGCCGUCAUUAUCAUCAUUUUCUUGAUUUUCGGCAUCGUGAUUGUGUGCUCAUAUUACAAAGAACUCAGGGACGGGCAACAGGUACAGCCUGUGUAAGGGAAGACAACUCCAGAUUUUCUCUAGUUUUCUUUUAUUUAAAUCAACGUCAGCUUAAAAUAAGACAGAUCCAUCGCCGAAUUUCUCCAAAGUCCAAUUUUUUUAUGUUGUCAAACACAGGCGCAGCGUUUACAGCGAAUGGUACAUGUAUACGGCGAUUUGAAAUAAACGGUUUCAAGUAACGUGCCCUUGAAAGUUGUUGAGACCAGACGUACCAACUGAUAUGACAAAAAUGUAGCACUAUCGCAGUAGUAUAUGUUCCGGAAUUAUAAAUACACGUCUUGUGACAUGGAUUUGAGUUUCUCUAUCGAAAGGAUGUGCAGCUGAUAGUCCUGGUAUUGAAUCCAAUGUACUUAUUUAGCAGUCCAGUACAGUAAUUUCACUGUUCAUCUAAAUUUACAUACCAACUGAACAGUGCAGUACAUGUAGCUGUAAGCACGGAGAAGGUUGGUGACUGGGCUGUGUUCUGUCUUUUUUUUCUGGAGAGUUACACUGGUGUAAAUAUCCACAAAUGGUAAACUUUAAUCUGUUUUGAUGUAUAUUUAUUACUGUGAAGUCGUGUUGUGGACUUUCCAAGUUGACAUCCACCACGCUAUGCCUCUGUAAUAAAACGUUUCAACACGCAUUACA